This is a messenger RNA of Anopheles darlingi, 1625 nucleotides long. RefSeq names its product ATP synthase mitochondrial F1 complex assembly factor 1. Bases 111 to 962 code for a protein of 283 amino acids. The transcript is spliced from 3 exons. The record is from RefSeq and is a predicted model, not a curated record. Lineage: Eukaryota; Metazoa; Arthropoda; Insecta; Diptera; Culicidae. Gene Ontology annotation, cellular component: mitochondrion. Gene Ontology annotation, biological process: mitochondrial proton-transporting ATP synthase complex assembly.
GCAAAAAUCGAGUUGGUGCACCUUCCUCGUUGUUUUGGUAAAAAUCACGUUCCGAAUUUAGAAAUCGCCGGAAAAAGAAACCUUGCCAAAAUCUAGCACCGGGAUUUUUCAUGGCAGCUUUCUGCUCGGUAUCUAGGGUUGUUCCUCGUUCCUUCCUGCGAUUUCCAGCUGUUCGUGGUUUGCGAAUGUCUUCGGCACGGGAGCAGUCGGAGAAGGUGUUGGAAGAGAUGAAGGAGAAAAAUCCAUAUUUCGACAAGUACGCCAGCAAAAUCGCUGCCGUCCAGCAACGCGCUCCGGAAGAAUUUCUCUCUCGUCUGGACAAGGUCGAGAAGGAACAAAAGAAACCAAAGUUCGGAGCGUCGGAAGCGGACCGUGACUAUUCCGAGCUACUCAAACCCAAAGCUCCUCUGGCAACAGAAGCAACCCGGGAUGGUUCCCAACGCAAACUGAGUGACAUCAUGCGGUUGGAGCUGGUAGAGGAUAAGUCGGCCGAUGAUAUCAAACACUUAUGGCUGGAGUAUCACAAGAAUAAGGAAAUGAUUACAGCGGUUAUCCCCGUCGAUCAGCACAGUCUCAUGAUGCAGCGUGCCAAACAGCAUCCGAUUUUCAUUCUCCCGAUUCCGCGCAGUCAAGGAUACGAAUUUAUAAUGCUUCAGUUUGCAGGCAACACAAUCCAUUUUACACCGUUAUUGAAUUACCAGGUUCACAAGGAAAAUGCACCAGAAUGUUUAAACAUUACUUUCUACACAGAGUGUACCGAUAAAGGUGUCGUUUUAAUGCGUGGAGAGUACGACACGAAGGUGAUAAAUGCCCAGGAAGCACAAUGUCUAGCUAACCAGGUGCAGCUGUACUACAGUCAGAACAACGAAAAGAAGCUGGGACUAUUGGAAACAUUUAGCCGCCAACCGGAGAAGUUCAAACACAUGGAUAUCAUUGAAGAAUUGAAUAAUCUUCAAAUUUAAAGCCACAUCAUCCAGUAUGCAUGCAUAGACUGGGGUCAAUGUAAUUGACAUAUAGGAAACUUAAAAUAGAUCGUCAGAAAAUGUGGAUCCCAUUGUGUCGUCUGGUGUUAAAUAGAACGGUGGCGCCUUAUCUCCCAUCCACGUUUGGUUCAUUCCGCUAUUGUGGUGCAGGCGUCGUGUUCGAUGAGUAAAAAUCAUAUCCAUCGGUGUAUCUUCAACUUGGGUAGGAAAAUCGAAAUUGUAGUCCAUCCUUCUUGCUGAACCAUUUAUCGGUGAGUCAUCAUCGUCAAGCAGCUCAUCCAGCUUAGCGAUCAACGAGUCAUCGGUUCGAGUUUGAUCAAAGAAAAACGACCUUUCUUGGAACAAACUGUUCGCUGGAAUUGUCGCUACCGCUGGCGAAGGCGGAGAAGCUGUCUGCAUAGGGAAAAAGUGAAGAUGUUGUUCUUUAUCGAUUACAAGAAAAGCAAUCAAACAAUCUUUUGAACCUACCAGCAGGAUUGCAUCCUCUGGCGAUGCCAUGACGGAGUUUUGAGUCGGAGUAUCAGUAACAUCGAGAAAUGAGAGCUUUGGGUUCCGAUAGGUAGGUAGCAUUGGAGUGGUUACAGCGGUAGUAAAUUUAUCAGUACAUCGUGGAUGAUUCUCCGCUGGAUCCACAGAAGAUAA